GAGAAGGUUUGAGGUUCUGAGUUCGUUAAAAAGAGCUGUAUUAGGAGGGUCUUUAAAGUCACCAUUCUUACCUCUUUGCAAGUGAGAGAGGGGCCACAGAGGGGGCAAUGGGAGGUUUGAUGUAAUCCUUCUGCAUGGGUUUGGAAGAGCCACCGGCUGCACCUCCCACCUCCCCAAAUUCCACACCUUUCUUUUUUUUUAACAUCUUUAUUAGAGUAUAAAUGCUUUACAAUGUUGUGUUAGUUUCUGCUGUACAAAAAAGUGAAUCAGCUAUAUGUACACAUAUAUCCCCAUAUCCCAUCCCUCUUGCGUUUCCCUCCCAGCCUCCCUAUCCCACCCUUCUAAGUGGUCACAAACCACUGAGCUGAUCUCCCUGUGAGAUGCAGCUGCUUCCCACUAGCUAUCUGUUUUACAUUUGGUAGUGUAUAUAUGUCAUUGCUACUCUCUCAUUUCGUCCCAGCUUACCCUUCCCCCUCCCCUUGUCCUCAAGUCCAUUCUCUACGUCUGCAUCUUUAUUCCUGUCCUGCCCCUAGGUUUGUCAGAAACUUUUUUUUUUUAGACUGCAUAUAUAUGUGUUAGCAUAUGGUAUUUGUUUUCUCUUUCUGACUUACUUCACUCUGUAUGACAGACUCUAAGUCUAUCCACCUCACUAUAAAUAACUCAAUUUCAUUUCUUUUUAUGGCUGAGUAAUGUUCCAUUACAUAUAUGUGCCACAUCUUCUUUAUCCAUUCAUCUGUCGAUGGACACUUAGUUUCCUUCCAUGUUCUGGCCAUUGUAAAUAGAGCUGCAGUGAACAUUGGGGUACAUGACUCUUUUUUUUUUUUUUUUUUUUUGCGGUACACGGGCCUCUCACUGUUGUGGCCUAUCCCGUUGCGGAGCACAGGCUCCGGACGCGCAGGCUCAGUGACCAUGGCUCACGGGCCCAGCCGCUCCGCAGCAUGUGGGAUCUUCCCAGACCGGGGCGUGAACCCGUGUCCCCUGCAUCGGCAGACGGACUCUCAACCACUGCGCCACCAGGGAAGCCCAGGACUUUUGAUUUUAAAAGUGGGGCAAUAGGAGAAGGAUGAGACCAGAUGGUAUUUUAACAAUAAUAGCAAAUACACAGUACCCUGUGCCAGGCAUAGGCGUGGUGCUUUGCAGACGUUAACUAGUGUGAUAUUUGUAACACAGCAGCUCUGUGAGGCAGGACCAGUGUUAUCCUCAUUCUACAGAUGAUGAAACUGAGGCCCAGAGAGGCCCAGUCACUUACCCAAAGUCACAUGACUAGCACAGGACAGAGCUGGGGUUGAAACCCAGGCGGCAGGCUCAGUGUCCUGAGCCUGCGCAGCGCCAGAGUUAUGCUGGAAAACGGAAGGACAGGCAUUAGGAAGCAUGGGGAAGCUUUAAAUGCAUCGAUGUCACUCAUCAAAGUGAGUCAUUCGGCCAGACUAAAUCCCUGACCCUGAUUCUGUUGCCUUCGGGGGCAGUGAGUGGGUGAGGAGCUCCCUUGGAGCCUAGAGGAAAUAGGCGGGCUGUCUCUGAGGAUCUGGUAGAGUGAGUAAUUGCUGUCUCUGCAAGUGAGCUGCAGGCAGAGGCCAGGCUCAGAACUCUCUUGGUGAGGAGGGGCUCGGGGUCAGCUGGGAUUUCAGUGACUACAGCCAACUCUCAGAACAACUCAGAAAAGACAGCUGCGUCAGCAGCAGGCAGCCAACUCUUCACUGCCCUCCCAGAGGGCACGCCUAGAUGACGUAAGCUUCCUCAGCAGCAAGAUAGAAUAAAGGUAGCUUUAAGAAGGACUUCCCAGAGAAUGAUUCGACACAGUGGGCAGUGGCAUGGAAGGUAAACUUGCUAAUGAGAGGCAAUGAUAAAAGUCAUCUGUGUUGAGUGGAUGGAGGAGCCAGACGUGUCCAGAGAUGGGGCUGGACCUGGUGCCUCCCUAGGGCAUUCAGUCGGUGAGACACGGAUUUGCCCCCAGAGGCUCCUACCCUCAGGCCUGAUACCAACUCCCUUCCAAACCCCACAAGCCCAACUAAAACAUUUUCCCUUGCCCAUUCCGCCAGAUAUGAAGAGGAGCUCUCCCUGCAGCCCUCUGCUGAGAAUGAGUUUGUUGCCUUGAAGAAGGUGAGGGAGGAUGGCCCAGGGAGGGAGAAGGCCCCCUGAGCUGGCCCACUGGGCCUGGGGACACUCAGCCCCUGGACCGUGUCCGAAUGUGCCUGCAGCCCGCCCACACCGCAGACCCUGGGAGAGAGGAAGGCCAGCCUCCCCUGCCCCUUGCAGAAGGACAGGGACUGACCUGGCCUCCACCUCCCAACUCAUGUUAAGGGUUGUAUUUACACCUGCCCAAGAAGCUGGAGAUGUUGCAAAUGCCAAAUCAAAGCCAAAACAAAGACUCUGACUCAAACUCCCAGAGAUGAAAAUCAUCUUGUUGAUCCCUCACAUAGAUAGCGAUGUAUUUUCUGGCCUGAGGUCCAUAGGGAGCUCUGAGGAAUGCAUUCAAGGCUCCUUUAACCCCAUUGUCUUCAGAUGCUUCCCCAUCAGAAUGCCAGGCCCAGGCAUGGGGUCCUGGGGCUGGGGACCCCUCACUCCAUCCUUGGCUUUGUCACCCCUUCCCUUCCACAUAGGCCUAAGUGAGGAAAGGUGGGUCCCACACCCGCCACCUGCUACCACCUUGCCUCGUGCCCAGCUGGCAGAGGGGUGGCCCCAGGUUACGACUGUCACUUCUCUGGCCGCAGGAUAUGGACACAGCCUUCCUGAUAAAGGCUGACCUGGAGACCAAUGUGGAGGUUCUGGUCCAGGAGAACGACUUCCUGAAAAGCUUAUAUGAGGAGGAGAUCAGCCUGCUGCAGUCUCAGAUCUCAGAGACCUCCAUCAUUGUGAAGGUGGACAAAAGCCAGGAGCUGCAGGCGGGCGGCAUCGUUUCCCAGAUCGAAGCCCAGUACGACAAAAUCGCCAGCCGCAGCAAAGCGCAAGCAGAGGCCUGGUACCAGAGCCGGUAUGAGGAGCUGCGGCUGACAGGCGGGACCCACUGUGACAACCUCCACAGCUGCAAGAACGAGAUUCUGGAAAUAAACAAGCUGAUUCAGUGGUUGCAGCAAGACAUUGAGAAUGUCAAAGCCCAGAUGAGGCCAUCACAGGGGUGCGCCAUGCCCGAGGCGGAGCAGCAGGGCGAGGCGGCCCUCAACGACGCCAAGUGCAAGCUGGCUGGGCUGGAGGAGGCCCUGCAGAAGACCAAGCAGGACAUGGCCUGCCUGCUCAAGGAGUUCCAGGAGGUGAUGAACUCCAAGCUGGGCCUGGACAUCGAGAUCGCCACCUACAGGCGCCUGCUGGAGGGCGAGGAGCACGGGUCAGUCAAGGAUGGGCACCAGGCUGCAUGAAGGUGUUGGGCCCGUGAAUAUCUCUGUGAACAGCUCCAAAGGCACAUCCUCUACGAGCCAAGUGUGGUCAGCACACCCAUGUACUGUCCAGGGGACACCAGCGUCCUCAAGAGCAGCGGGGGCUGCAGCAUCAUGGGUACGGUGAAAUCUACAUCCCCUGUGAGCCCCGGGGGCUACUGGGCUGUGGAAGCAGGUGGAGCUUCGGCAUGAAGCUAGGGGCUGGGGGUGGCUCCUCCUGCCACAAGUGUUAGUACAGCCCCAGAGGCUAGAAGCCCAGGGGACGGGGCACCAGCCCCCAGCCUGGAUGUUGUCCCCCUGCCACCAGGGUUGAAGACAAGGCUGUUCCAAAAUCCCACCUUCCUAUACUGAUCGAAGUUUUCCCUUGGGUUUUCUCCGUGAGCCGCCCGUCAGGUAUCUUCAAGAGUCACCUUUCACUUAGCUGUGUGCAGACCCUGCGCUAGGUCCUGGGGUGGGGGUGGGAUGCAAAGAACGAAAAUACAUCCGCCGUAUAUCUGGACCACUGACACUCAGGCUCUAGUGCGGCCAAGAGAAUGGCAAUGGCCCCCAAACACUUCUCUUCCCCAUGAGAAGGCCAAAUGGGCACAUCACAGCUCUGCUUUGUGGAUCGUCCCAUGGAACUUUCCCCACAAAGCCAGCCUCCCCCGACCCCGGGACAUUCCCCUCCUCUCUUACCUCGGUCUGUCAUGCGCCUAAAAAGUGAACUCCUUUUAACACCCACCUAAUACACGCACUAUUACAAAUAUCAAAAUACCCCCAAAUCCCAUUCCAAAUUCCCAAGCCAGGUGCCAGGAUUUCAGCUUCGCUCGGGACCUGUCCAUGCUCCUCUCAGUUAGCACACAGAAUCAAGAGGUGGUCUUUGGGCAGUAGAUUUACCUGCUCAGGUGUGUUGAACUGGCGCUAUAAAAAUACAUUUUUUCCUGCGCUCACAGUGGCAGCUGACGGCUAAGAAAUGCCUAGCACAAAGGCAAGGGGACAUGGAGUGUUUACUGAACAAAGGGACAAUGGAAUCAGCCCCACCCCUACCCUCUGCACGUAGCCAGCCCUGCCCUGCUCCCUCUCCUUUGAGUUCCUCUUGCUUUGGGUCGGAUAUGAAUGUGCUCUCCUGGCUGCAGCGAUACGGGGCUGCCUCAGCACACUCGGAGGCCCUGACUCAGGGGCUGCGAGGGGAGGGGAGGGGCUGAGCUGACCCCACCUCCCCAGAGCACAGCCCCUCCUCCCGAAUUGUGCUGCAUCUGCAGAAGCCCUGCCCACCCAGGGAUCCACGUCUCUGCCGUGAGCCUCUGGGCUUGUCUAUUGCCAAUCAACUGACUGUUCCCAGGCUACGGGAAUCAGGAGUAUUGGCCCUGCUCUGUGGAGGGCAACGAGGCUGAAGGGGAACUGAUGGGCAGCUUUGGGGAACUGGGGGCUGGUGCGGAGUGCGGGGUUGGGAGUGGAAAGAGAGGUUAUUAUACAAAAGGGAAAACUACAUAUGAAUGAUUGGCAAGUGGCCUGUGGAGUAAGUGGGGAGCCAUACAAAUUCCCCUUAAAACCUGCACAUCACACCCCAAUAGUUUGCAAGUCACCUGCCACGUUAAAAACCACAGCCCUAUUCCCCACAGACCUCCUCACCACAUGGUCCCCUGCAUAUGUCCUAGAGAAAGUCUGUCAUGUCUGUACUCGGCAGCCUCAAAGCCUGGGCUCUGCCUCCCCAGCCAGGUCCCCAGGCAGGGCAGGUGCAGACCUGGGGAAAGCAGGGAAGAUAGGCAGCAGACUGGCUAGGGCGGGGCACCCCCUAGCCUCCUCUCCCUCUCGGGAGCCCCAAGACCUGGAAAUGAGACUUGGUGGCAGCGGUUCCACCCUCUGCCUGACCCUGAUACCCUCCCCGUUGCCUCACUGAUCCCCUGUAACAAUCCCCCCACUACAGAUGCCCCCUUGUGGCUCCCCUCUCCUGAGCGCUGGGGUGCAUCUCCUCUUCCCCCACAGCCCCGCGUAGGGCAUCUCUUCUGUGCCAAGCCCCGCAUUAGAAGCUGGGGAUACAGAGGUGACUACAACAUGCUCGGAACCCUAGAGUGACUCAGCCUCACAGAGGAGUCAUAAGCAGUGACAGCCAGAGAGAAUGGAAACGACAAGGAGAAGCAACUUGUGAUUAUGCCAGGCAAGGAGAUCAGAGAGAAGCUCACAGAGAAGACUACAAGGACAGGGUCUGAAUGGACAAGGGUUACUGACGUAUGGGCAGCAUAUUAAAAAGAACCCACCCACUUGCGUUUUCAUUCACUCAAUAUAAUAUUUAUCAAGCACCUGUCAUGGGUCAGACCUCCCAGGGGCUGGUGUCUCUGUGGUGAACAAGGCAGCCCCAGCCAGGGCUGACCUACCAGUAGGGACAGUAGACACAGUUCCUAGAGCCCAUGGUAGGGACCAUAAACUGGUGCAGCCAUUUUGGAAAACAGUCCAGCAGUUCUUCAAAAUGUUAAACACAGAGUUACCAUGUGACCCAGCAAUUCCACUCCUAGGUAGAUACCCAAGAGAAAUGAAAACAUGUCCACACAAAAACUCGUACGUGAAUGUUUAUAGCAUCGCUAUUCACAAGAGCCAAGAGGUGGAAACAACCAAAAUGUCCAUCAGUGGAUGAAUGGAUAAUCAAAAUUUGGUCUCUCCAUACAACGAAAUAUUAUUUGGCCAUAAAAAGGAGUGAAGUACUAAUACGUGCUCCAACAUGGAUGGACCUUGAAAACAUGAGGGAGAUAAAAGAAGCCAGACACAGAGACCACAUAUUCUAUGAUUCCAUUCAUAGGAAAUUCCAGAUUAGGGCAAUCUACAGAGACAGAAAGCAGAUCUGUGGCUGCCUAGUGGGCUGGAGGGAAGAGGAGAUGGGGUGGCGGGGACAGCCAAAGGUUUCUUUUGAGGCGAUGAGAACAUUCUAAAAGGGACUGGGGUGACGGUUGCACUUAUCUGGGAAUAUACUAAAACCACUGAAUUGUAAUUUUCAAUGAGCGAAUUAUAUGAUAUGUGAAUUAUAUCUUAAUAAAGCUAUUUUUAAAAAAUG
Molecule: messenger RNA, 6396 nt
Organism: Orcinus orca (killer whale)
Lineage: Eukaryota; Metazoa; Chordata; Mammalia; Artiodactyla; Delphinidae
Product: keratin, type II cuticular Hb2-like
Exons: 6
Coding region: 2715-3353 (212 amino acids)
Biological process (GO): intermediate filament organization; keratinization
Cellular component (GO): keratin filament
Molecular function (GO): structural constituent of skin epidermis
Source: RefSeq, a predicted model, not a curated record